Paramecium pentaurelia is the source of this 2021-nucleotide messenger RNA. The record is from the annotation of a GenBank genome assembly. Lineage: Eukaryota; Ciliophora; Oligohymenophorea; Peniculida; Parameciidae.
AUGCUAUUUGAGCUUCCAGAUAAAAUUGGCAAAGCAUUUGGAAAUGGUACACUUUCGAUCUAGUCAAGCAAAAAUAAUAAAUUGGCUGAACUUAUCAAUUCUAAAUAUACUGAAGAUAUAGUUGAAGCUAUCAGAAUGCUAUAUUGCGUAUCAAUAUCAUCAAUAAAUAUAGUAAUAUUUACAAAAUAAAGAUCUAACUCUUUAUAUGUCUAGAAUAAUUAAUUUACUCCCAAGAGAAGAUCUUGAAUUAAAAAAAUUAUGUUAAAUAUUGAUAAGUGAAUUUGCAGCUUAGCCAAAUGCAAGAACAAGCAAAUCCCAAGGAGAUGUCCUUAUUUUGGCUACUGCUCCAAUUUUUAAAGAUUUAACUAAUUAAAAUACUUCAAUAAAAUUAAAUGCUCUGAAAACAUUAUCAAGUUUGAGAAUUUAAGAACUUACACCAAUGUUAUUUACAGCAAUAAGAAAGAUUUAAUCUGAUAAAAAUCCAUUAGUAAGAAGAAGUGUUGCGUUAUCAAUUCUAAAAAUGCAUGAUAUGUGUAGUGAUGAUGUUUAACCAGAUGAUUAUAAUGAUAUUAUUAAUUUUCUGCUUAAAGACACUCAUCAAACUAGAUUAUAUGCUAUAUAUGUGAUUUUCAAAAUUACUGGAGAUCUUUAAAUAUUACACAAAUAUUAUUUUUAACUUAUCAAAGACUUACUAAAUUUUAAUAGUUUUGAUUUGGAAAGAGCUCUUCAAUUAUUAUAUUAAUAUAGUGUGAUGUAUUUCAAAGAGGGUGAUAAAGAUCUAAUCAAAUUAUUAGAUGCUUGUGAAAUCCUUCUAAGAUUACCUUAUCCAAGCAUAGUUUUAGCAAUAUCUAAAAUUUAUCUUUAGUUCCCCUAAGAAACAAGAAUUAAGAAACUUAUCAGAACUGUUGUCAAAUUUUUAAAUAUAGGAUCUGAAUCCAAAUUUAUAAUUCUCCAGAUGCUACAUCAAUUUGCACUCUCAUAUCCACAAUAUUUGAAAGAACAUUAUAGAGCACUUACAAUUUUAUAAAUAGAAAAACUAUAUUGUAAAUUACUUAAAUUAGAAAUUCUAUCCUUAUUGAUAGAUGAAAAUAAUUUUAAUAACAUUCUAGAAGAAUUGUUAUAUUAAGCCAGAUCUAAUUAACCUUAACUAGUAGCAGUGGCUGUCAAGUUAUUAUCUAAAACUACUAUCAAAUUUCCAAAAUUUAUUAAAAGAACUAUUAAAUCACUUUUGGAUAUUUUAAAAACUGGUAGUUCUGACACUAAAAAUCAUGUUAUAGCAUCUUUUUGUAAUUUAAUUAGUACUCAAGAAAGUAAAUUACCUCUUUUAGCUAUUUGUCUUUAGAAUAUUGAAGAUAUAAGCGAUAUUAGAUAUAAAGCCACUGUUAUUAAAUUACUUAGAUUAGAAAUAGGAUAAAUACCAACAAUUGUUGCUGAAAGCUUAAGAAAACUAUCAUUAACUUUUUCUUAAUAACAUGAAAAUGUUAAAUAUGAAGUAAAUUAAUAUUUAAUUUUAAUAGAUUUUGUUGCUCAGCCAUUAAUUAUAAGCAAUUAAUUAAGAAUAACAUAUUGAAUUGUUAAAUUAAUAUAUUAUGACUUUGGCUAAAUUUGAUUCAAGUCUCUUGGUUCGAGAUCUUUAUAGAACUUUAUCAAAAAGUAUAGAAUUUAAAGAAAGUUUUGUUUAAGAGGAGGAAAAUGUUGCUCCUUCUUUGGAAAUGUAAAAACUUCCCAUAGGAUCAUUGUCACAUUUGGUUGGAAUGCAUUUGCCAGGAUUAAACUUACCUUCUUAUUUAAAUGAGGAUACAAGUGAUAAAAGAAAAGUUGAAAUAUAAGUGCCACCAUAAAAAGUAGAAUAGUCUUAAUAAUAAUAAUAAUAAUAAUAAUAAUAACCAAAAAGUUAAAAAUAAUAAUAAUAAACAUAAUAAGUAGAAAAUAAAAAAGAAAUUCUCAAAAGAGUAGAAGAAGAUGUUAAAAAACAUUAUUAAAAUUUGGAUUAAGUUUUAAAUGAUUUCUUUACAGACUGA